Molecule: messenger RNA, 3975 nt
Organism: Saccostrea cuccullata (small rock oyster)
Lineage: Eukaryota; Metazoa; Mollusca; Bivalvia; Ostreida; Ostreidae
Product: DNA-directed RNA polymerase III subunit RPC1-like
Exons: 35
Biological process (GO): DNA-templated transcription
Cellular component (GO): RNA polymerase III complex
Molecular function (GO): DNA binding
Source: RefSeq, a predicted model, not a curated record
ACAUUUGGAUUGCUUAACUCCCAUCAGAUGCAGCAGCUGUCCCACCUUCACGUGGUCAGUAAGAAUCUGUACAGUCAGGAUGGGGGACGCAAGCCUGUUCCCUACGGGGCGCUCGACCACAAAAUGGGAACCAGUGACAAGGACAGUGCCUGUGAGACUUGUGGGAAGGGAUUGGCUGACUGCACUGGUCACUAUGGAUACAUUGAUUUAGAACUGCCAUGUUUUCACAUUGGAUAUUUCAGAGCUACCAUUCAACUUCUCCAGAUGAUUUGCAAGACUUGCAGUGAAGUUCUUUUGAGUCCUGAUCAGAAAAAAUCAUUUCUGGAAAACACCAAGAAACCUCUGACAUACCUACAAAGAAAAGUGCUGAAGAAAAAAAUAUACGACAAAUGUAGGAAGAUGGCAGUGUGUGCUUCUUGUGGUGCAUUUAAUGGUAUGGUGAAGAAGUGUGGUUUGUUGAAAAUCAUCCAUGACAAAUACAAACAAAGAAAAGGCACUGACCCAGUCAUUGAGGAAUUCAUGGGGUCAUUUGAGUCAGCCCUGGAAAACAAUAAAGACUUAGAACCAUUACUUAGUAAAACACAGGAGGUCUUGAAUCCAAUCAGAGUUCAGAAACUCUUUCAGUUAAUCCCUGAAGAGGAGAUUCCUCUUUUGAUGAUGAAUCCAGAAGUAGGCAGUCCUAAGGAUCUGAUUCUGACCAGAAUUCUAGUUCCACCCAUCUGUAUCCGCCCCUCUGUUGUCUCAGAUCUCAAAGCAGGAACUAAUGAAGAUGACAUCACUAUGAAGAUGACUGAGAUCAUGUUUUUGAAUGAUGUCAUCCAGAAACACAAAGCCACAGGAGCAAAAAUAUCAAUGAUUAUGGAAGACUGGGAUUACCUCCAGCUACAGGUGGCGCUACUGUACAACAGUGAGACCUCGGGGAUUCCCCUUCAUAUGCAGCCAAAGAAGAUGACCAGAGGUUUUGUGCAAAGACUGAAAGGUAAACAAGGUCGUUUCAGAGGUAACCUUUCUGGAAAGAGAGUUGAUUUUUCAGGAAGAACUGUCAUCUCCCCUGACCCCAACAUGAGAAUAGACCAGGUCGCUGUUCCUGUACAUGUUGCUAAAGUCCUGACCUACCCUGAACGGGUCACCAAAGCCAACAUCAAACUGAUGAGGAAACUGGUGAAGAACGGUUGUGAUACUCAUCCUGGGGCAAACUUCAUCCAACAGAGGGAUAACAAUAUAAAAAGGUAUUUGAGGUAUGGUAACAGAGAGAAAAUUGCCAAGGAGCUCAAGUUUGGGGACAUUGUUGAGCGUCACCUGAUAGAUAAUGACAUUGUCCUGUUUAACCGACAGCCAUCUCUUCAUAAACUCAGUAUUCAAGCAUUCUAUGCCAAAGUUAUGCCUCACCGAACUUUCCGGUUCAAUGAAUGUUGUUGUAACCCUUUCAAUGCUGACUUUGAUGGAGAUGAAAUGAAUCUUCAUUUACCACAGACAGAGGAAGCCAAGGCAGAGGCAAUCACGUUAAUGGGGUCAAAAUCAAAUAUCAUUACUCCAAGGAAUGGAGAACCUUUGAUUGCUGCUAUCCAAGACUUCAUCACUGGUGGCUAUCUCAUCACACAGAAGGAUGUGUUUGUGGAUAGAGCCAGGGCCUGUCAGUUGAUAUCAGCCAUGUUGUCAAACCGAGAAACCAACCUCAAGAUUGACCUUCCCCCUCCUGCCAUUAUCAAACCCAUGAAACUAUGGACAGGGAAGCAGAUUUUUAGUGUUCUUCUGAGGCCCAACAAAGACUCUCCUGUCAGAGCAAACCUGAGGACAAAGGGAAAGAACUACUCCAAAGGGGAAGAUCUGUGUGUGAAUGAUUCUUUUGUGGUGAUUAGGAACAGUGAGCUGUUGUGUGGUUCUAUGGACAAAGGCACUCUUGGUGGUGGAUCUAAGAGUAACAUUUUCUAUGUGAUCCUGAGGGACUUUGGGGAGCAGGAGGCAGCAGAUGCUCUCUCCAGACUGGCCAGACUUUGUCCUGCUUAUCUUAGUCAUAGAGGCUUCUCCAUUGGAAUAGGGGAUGUAACUCCUGGGGCCGGAUUGAUCAAAGCUAAGAAUAAUCUUCUGGAAGACGGGUACAGAAAGUGUGACGGGUUCAUCAGAGAUCUAGACGAGGGAAAACUUCAGACUCAGCCAGGCUGUACUGAAGAAGAAACAUUAGAGGCUAUGAUUCUGAGAGAACUGUCUGUUAUCAGAGACCAUGCUGGAAAAGCCUGUCUUAGAGAAUUACACAAAAGUAACAGUCCCCUAAACAUGGCCAUCUGUGGAUCUAAAGGUUCCUUCAUCAACAUUUCUCAGAUGAUUGCUUGCGUAGGACAGCAGGCUAUUAGUGGAAAGAGAACACCCAAUGGAUUCGAGGACAGGGCUCUGCCUCAUUUUGAAAAAUUCUCCAAGGACCCUGCAGCUCGAGGAUUUGUGGAGAACAGUUUUUACAGCGGACUGACCCCCACAGAGUUCUUUUUCCACACGAUGGCCGGCAGAGAGGGGCUGGUGGACACUGCAGUCAAAACCGCAGAAACAGGAUACAUGCAGCGGCGACUUGUCAAAUCUUUGGAGGAUCUUUGUUCUCACUAUGACCUGACAGUCAGAAGCUCCACCAAUGACAUUGUACAGUUCGUGUAUGGUGGAGACAGUCUAGACCCGGCCUCCAUGGAGGGCAAGGACCAACCAAUUGACUUCAAGAAAGUCUAUGAUCACGUCAAGGCUAACACCAGGAGCAGUUUCCGAGAUGAACCUUCUCUGUCUGGGACUGAGCUACAAACACUGGUCAACACCAUGUUGCAAGAAGACAUAUACAAAAGCUGCAGUGAGGAUUUUAAAGAUGAUAUGAUAAAAUUCAUAGAAACAGUGGGUUCAGACAUUGACUUGACAAGAGAAAGGUUUGGAAUAGUUGAUGCACAGCAAGAUAAAUUACCUCCAGUUUUGUUUGAGCUGAACAGAGUGACACCAUCUCAAGUGAAACAUUUCCUGAAUGUGUGCAGGGAUAAAUUCAUGAAGGCACAGAUAGAACCAGGAACAGCAGUGGGUGCUGUCUGUGCACAGAGUAUAGGAGAGCCAGGAACUCAGAUGACUCUGAAAACUUUCCAUUUUGCUGGGGUGGCUUCCAUGAACAUCACCCAGGGAGUACCAAGAAUCAAAGAAAUUAUCAAUGCCUCAAAGAACAUAAGUACCCCCAUCAUAACAGCAGAACUUAUGGUGAAUAAUGACCCAGAGUUUGCUAGAGUGGUCAAAGGGAGGAUCGAGAAAACCACUCUAGGGGAGGUGUCAGAAUACAUAGAGGAGGUUUUCAUACCAGAUGACUGCUUUAUUCUUGUGAAGCUAGAUUUGGAUAGGAUAAGACUGCUCAAGUUGGAGGUGAAUGUUGAGAGCAUUAAAGAAUCCAUAUGUACAAGUAAACUGAGGGUCAAGCCUCAGGAUGUACAAAUUCAUAGCUCAGCUAUAAUCAGUGUGAGGCCAAGAGAAACAUCUAAGAGUUCACUGUACUACAUACUUCAGAUGUUAAAGAAAGAACUGCCCUCUGUCAUGAUCAAGGGAAUUCAGAACGUGACAAGAGCAGUGAUACAUAUUGAUGAGAAAAAGGGAGACACCUAUAAACUCCUAGUAGAGGGAGACAAUUUACGAGCUGUCAUGGCAACACCAGGAAUUAAGGGGACACAUGCCUCUUCAAAUAAUACCUUUGCCAUGGAGAAGACAUUGGGUAUUGAGGCAGCACGUACAACAAUUAUGAAUGAAGUCAACUAUACAAUGUCUAGUCACGGAAUGAGUAUCGACAUCCGUCACGUCAUGUUACUUGCAGAUUUGAUGACAUUCAAGGGUGAAGUUCUUGGCAUCACUCGCUUUGGAUUGGCAAAAAUGAAGGAAAGUGUUCUCAUGUUGGCUUCAUUUGAGAAAACAGCUGACCAUUUGUUUGAGGCAGCUUACCAUGGACAAAGAGAUGCCAUCAAUGGCUAUUAG